UAGAUUAUGGGUCAGAUAGAAGACCAUCGCUUUUAAUCUGGUAGACUUCUAUGGAUGUAUUACUUCACCGUUAUACGUUUGGCGAUUGAUAUCGGGGAUAAAGUGAAAUCUUCCCAGACUCAGGACAGAUCUGACGCUCCUCUGCGGCUUCACCUGUUUGUCAGCGGAAAUACGGCAGGAUGUUUAUUAUCAGACGCUGAAACAAUUGACGGCGCGUUUGUCGAGCCUUAAAAAAUAAAAAAGGUGUUUCCCUCUCAGGCUGUCAAACACAAGAGGACUAUAGAUGUGAAUCCUUUCUAACUGCGGGCGGCGUUUAACACAAAAAACAUCCAAAAAUGAUGUCAGGAAAGCAUUUCAAGGCGCAUGAAGUGAGCUGCUGCAUCAAGUAUUUCAUCUUCGGUUUCAACAUCAUAUUCUGGUUCCUCGGAGUGGCGUUCCUCGCCAUUGGGUUGUGGGCCUGGAGCGAAAAGGGUGUUCUCUCCAACAUCUCGUACAUCACCGACCUCGGGGGCUUUGACCCAGUCUGGCUCUUCCUGGUGGUGGGUUGUGUGAUGUUCAUCCUCGGAUUCGCUGGUUGCAUCGGAGCGCUGCGAGAAAACUCUUUCUUGCUCAAAUUUUUCUCCGUGUUCCUGGGUAUCAUCUUCUUCCUGGAGCUGACUGCAGGAGUCCUGGCUUUUGUCUUCAAAGACUGGAUCAAGGACCAGCUCAAUUUUUUCAUUAACAACAACCUUCGGGCCUACAGAGACGACAUUGAUCUGCAGAACCUGAUAGACUUCACCCAAGAAUAUUGGGAGUGUUGUGGAGCUUUCGGAGCUGACGACUGGAAUUUGAACAUCUACUUCAACUGCACCGAUUCAAACCCGAGUCGUGAGAAAUGUGGCGUGCCCUUUUCCUGCUGCACCAAAGAUCCGGCGGAGGACGUUAUCAACACUCAGUGUGGCUACGACAUCCGAGCAAAAACAGACUCUGAGCAGCGGACCUUCAUCCAUAUCAAAGGAUGCGUUCCUCAGUUUGAGAAGUGGCUUCAAGACAACCUGACGGUGGUGGCAGGCAUCUUUAUCGGGAUUGCAUUACUACAGAUCUUUGGCAUCUGUUUAGCGCAGAAUCUCGUGAGUGACAUUGAAGCUGUGAGAGAGAGCUGUUUGUUUACCUAAGACCUCUGCACCAUCUCCAAAGGCAAGAAGGAUGUACCAUGACUGCAGUUUGGACGCUCAGCAAUGAAGGGAAAUAAAUUAAUCAAAUAAUGUGUCCCGAACAAAGAGUUAUAUGUAAAUAGUAAAUGUAGAGUUAUUUUUAGAGUUAUUUGUAGCCCUUUUUUUGAAUGAAGCACAGCCUUUAACAUGUAUUGUAGUUCAGUGUUUUUAAGCCUGUGAAUGGGGUGCGGAAACGGUCCUAACUUGUAGAAUAAGUGUUUGAUUUGUUUUAUCAGAGGGAGUGCUUCAUUCAGAAAGGGCCUUGGUUUUAUAUGUCUCACAGCUGCAGUUUUUAAUACUGCUUGUAAGGGUUGUGUACAAAGAGAAAAGUGAUUCUGGACAUGCACUGCAUGCCUUUUGUCUACUGGUAGGACAUAGGCGCUCCUAAAUGUAUUUCAUUAAGUAUUUUAAAAAACGAUUUGUAAAAUAGUCCUUAGUUGAAAGUGAAUCGGCUGGUUAGCACUUUGAAUGUUUAACUGAAUUUACUCAAAGCGACGGAGAAUUAACUUUAUUUCUAUCCGUGCUCGGAUUAUACAGAUACAUGCAGUUUGUGAGGCUGAGGUGGAUGUAGUAACAUGUAGUGUCAUUAAGGAAUGAUGUUGUAGGCUUAGUUUGUUAAGAGUUUUUGCAGUUGCUUAAAAAAAAGGAAUCUAAAUAUAUUUAAAGAUGUGGCAUCCAAAUCAAAACUCAGCCUUAAGCACUUUAAUCUUCAUAUACGAGCAAUGAAGCUCGUUGCAGUUUCUGUCAUAACGGACUGUUAUUUUUAGUCAUGCAGCAGCCACUGGAGGGGGCACUUUUCCUUAAAAACUUGCAAACUGCCUCUUUAACUUCAUGGUGCUCCAUAAUGUCUGAAUACUUUUUCCCAAAGCAGUUUGACAGGAAAUAUUUUUCAGCACGUUUUCAGUGUUGUGCAGUUCCUUUGCACAUUACCUUACUGUCAGUGUUCAUUCAGUUGUUUUCCUCUAUUUUUUAAGUGUUGCUCAUGUGUUUCUUUGAUUGAACAUGCAUAUAUGAACUUUUGUUUGUUGUGGAUUUUUUUUUCUGUUUUGAUCUUUAAGUUUUCACUGGAAAAUUAGGAUAUGAGUGAUCUCCGAGGCUCAUCAUGAAUGGCAUGCUGGUACUGCUUGGUGGCACAUAACUGCACGUAGAAAUGAUUGUUUAUUUUGGAAUAUUUUAUUUUGGUCAGCUUUAUUUUGGGCCACAAAUCGAAGUUGUUAUUCUGGAACAAAAUAGGAAUAUGCCUAUUUUCCCACAAGGGAGUCUUGGGAGACAGAAAAUUUGAUCCAACCAUCUUAUGUAUUUUUACUCAUGUUUGGACUGAGACAACAAUGUGAGGACUACAGGUAGUAGUUCUGAUUGAUUUCAAAGAUAGAUAUCAAAUGGACUGAUUUUGUUUUAACCCUCCUCUUGCGUAGUCUAGGGUGAGUUUAUUUAAAGCGACCCUUGGGAUGCACAUAGAAAUGAUUAAUAACCUCAAUACACACUUACCUUGAAGGCAGAGCACGUAGGCUCUCUCACCAGCUUUAUUUUUAAUGCAAACAUAAGAACUGAGAUAUAACGUGUAUGAUUUUCUUCCGAGACAUUACCUAGAGGCAUAUCGUUUUACAUCAACCUUUAACAGAACUGCACAGCAUGAAAGUAAAAGCAGCUAUUCUAAAGUAUAUUAAGGUGCUGUGAACCUGCAGUAUGCUAUGCAGAGCAUUUUCCUUUGCAGUCAGAUCUUCUGCAGCCUUGAUGAACAUCCUUACACAAAAGGUGUUUUUAAAAAAAUGCAUUCCUGCAUUUGAGACCUUUUACAUCAGCAGUGAGGUCAAAUAUCCUGUUUUUUUCCACUAAAAGCUUCAUAUGAUUGUUGUUGACUGAUCACACUUUUUCUUACUACUCAGUGCCAUAUUUGUGAUUUCUACAUACUUCUGAUUAUAACUUUUGUUUCAUGUGUACUCCUGAUUCUGGUAAAAAAAAACUGGAUGGUGACAAAUUGUAAAUAUAUAUCUGAAUAAAUGUGGGUCUUUGUUAA
Messenger RNA from Plectropomus leopardus (leopard coralgrouper), 3210 nucleotides. RefSeq names its product tetraspanin-5. The record is from RefSeq and is a predicted model, not a curated record. NCBI's taxonomy places the organism in Eukaryota, Metazoa, Chordata, Actinopteri, Perciformes, Serranidae. Gene Ontology annotation, cellular component: plasma membrane.